Messenger RNA from Durusdinium trenchii, 1908 nucleotides. The record is from the annotation of a GenBank genome assembly. NCBI's taxonomy places the organism in Eukaryota, Dinophyceae, Suessiales, Symbiodiniaceae.
AUGAACAAGGCGAUCAACGAGCUGAAGCAUGGCCUCAGAUCUUCAAGCUCCAAGAAGGACGAGGACGACAACGAGGAAGAGUCUGUUGGAGAGGAGGAGGACUCUCACCUCCGCGACAAAGGAAAGAGUAUAAAAUUUAACUCGAUGAGGAGGAGUUUGCCGGCCCACAUCGUUCACCUCUACGACACCGAGGCCCUUUCGAAGCCAAGUCCCCGCGAGUUCAGGACGCAGGUGAUCAACCAGCUGUUCACGAAGUUGAAGAACGGCAGAUACUCGUUGAAUGCGGAGAAACCUAUGUUUCAAGAGGCCAAGAAGCUCUACGAGCGCAAAUACGGCAAGGAUUCCGAGACCGGAUUGCCGAAGAGCGUGUUGAAAGGGCUCUACUUUCAGAACUCGGAGAGCGCCUUUCAAGAGGCCAUUAGCAGUGGCGAUGUGUACGUCAUGAACUCCGAGGAUGGUGUGGAGGGCACUACUCGGGAACAGAGUGUCCUCAAGGAGAAGAAGAUCACAGCUGAUCAGUCCAACUGCUUGGAGGACUUGUUGGAGCAGCUGAAUUGGAGCUUCAAUUGGAAGAAGACGGACGCGAAGUCCAUGGUCGAAGGAGAGAAGCUUCCUGAGUCAGUUCUGAAGCUGCUCACACAGGCCAUCACCAGUGAGACCAAGCUGUCGGGCGAUGCUUUCAAGCUUCUCAAGAAGAUUGGCGACGAUGGCGGCGCAGACUACAAGGGUCUGAAGCUCCUGUACACCGAGAGCCAGACGCAUUUGUCUGACCUGAAGCACAUCAAGGACUUCAAGGAGUUUCCUGGCGAGAAGGACCCCCCUCUGACCAAGGAAGCCUUCGAUUUGCGCAUGAAAAAGGUCGCGGCCCAUGCCCAGAAGUUGAACGAGGCCAUUGAAAGCACCAAGGGAAAGAUGAAGGUGUCAAAAGCCACGACGACGAUGAGGCUGAUGAGCGAACAGUUGGAGCAACUUUACUCCAUCAGCGCCUUGGAGGGGCCAGCUGUGGACCUAUGCUACUUGGAGCGCUUGGGGCGGCAGAAGCAGAUGCCCUCUGUUACGCCUGGAUCACCGCAGCAAAACCUUGAUCUUUUGUGGUCUGAAAUCAAACACCUCUACCACCAGCACAAUACAAAGGUCAGGUACCGGUAUUUGAACAAGUUGACGAUGUUCCUUCGGCAAAACGGCACGCCCAAGCUCCGCGGCAAGGCCGGCGAAAUUCGCCAUUUUGCUGAUAUUAUUGUGCAUUUGUGGCAAAGACACAUGUCUUCAGAGUUGCUUGUUCACAAGCAAAUUCAUCUACUUCUGAAGCUUAGUGCGCGCAUGGAGCAGCUCAUCACGGACAACCGUGAGGAAAUCGCGUUCCCUGCGCCUGAGGCCAGGAAGUUCGCCAAGGCAUGUCAGGAGAUGUUGAGCCUCCACGCUGUGUUGGCCAAUCACUUUGCCGAAGAAGAGACUGACCUGUUCACCUUGACCAGCAAGUGUCACAUGCUGCAGCACAUUUCCUUGUUGGCUGGUUGCAUCAACCCACGUUUAGUGUGGUGCUUUUCCGGCGAGGACAUGCAAAACCGCGUGCAACAACUCGCACAGGCGUCUGUCAAGGGCAACAACGCUGCCUUCACACUGGCAUGCGCCCGAGCUUCCUUGGCCACCCUGGUUGGAAAACAACCUUCAGAGCUUGCUGGCGACAUCACAGUCGACAGCAUUGCGCCAAAUCAUGGGAAAGGGCGCUUUGAUAUCCUGGACUUGAGGGGCACAACACGCGAAGAGAUCUUGGCAAGGGAAUUCCGCGUUGCCCACAGCAUGCUCGCUGCCAACAACCUCAUGUGUGAAAACUUCAACUGGCUUCAAGACGUUGUCGAAGACAUUGAGAUGCUUCACAUAGAUUUGACAGGUUUUGUCAUCCAAUAG